Molecule: messenger RNA, 270 nt
Organism: Micromonas commoda
Lineage: Eukaryota; Viridiplantae; Chlorophyta; Mamiellophyceae; Mamiellales; Mamiellaceae
Exons: 1
Cellular component (GO): cytoplasm
Molecular function (GO): oxidoreductase activity
Source: RefSeq, a predicted model, not a curated record
UCCGAUCGCGACGCGCUGGUGGUGCUCUACUCGGCGGAGGGUUGCGGGCCCUGCGGCAGGCUUCGACCGAUCAUCGCGCGGGUCGUGGACGAGUACGUCGACAGGGUGCACUUCGUGGAGAUUGACGUGGACCGGGACGGUGACGUGGCGGAGAGCGCGGGAGUGCUCGGGACCCCGUGCGUGCACGUGUUCAGGGAGAAGGAACGCAUCGCGGUCAUCUCCGGGGUUAAGAUGAGGAGCAAGUACAGGGAGGCCAUCGACUCGUGCCUU